GUUUUUCGGAGCUGCAGAGGAGAGGUUGUGCGUGUCUCUCUCCUCCAGCAGCAGCAGGCGCUGACUCUUUCUUCAGCCUCCACCUUUCCCAUCAAGGAUAUGGGGACCACCAGAUUAGAUGGGAUUAUUCCUCGUGUUGCCUGGCUUUUUAUCCUCCUUGGCUUUUCUGGGACAAACGCAGAAGAGGUGUGUGACAGCCCUUUGGUGUCCAGCCUGCUGCCUUCAUCCUUCAGAAGCUCCUCCCAUCUUUCCAGCAGCCACUCAGCGGGAUUCGCCAAACUCAACCGGAGAGAUGGAGCUGGAGGCUGGUCUCCCCUCACCUCGGACGGCUAUCAGUGGCUGGAGGUGGAUCUCGGCCAAAGGACCAAAAUUUCCGCUAUCGCUACACAGGGCCGCUAUGGCAGCUCUGAUUGGCUGACAUCUUACCAGCUGAUGUUCAGCGACACGGGGCACAACUGGAAGCAGUACAGACAAGAGGACAGCAUAGGGUCUUUUCCAGGGAACAAUAAUGCAGACAGUGUGGUUCAGUACAAACUGCAGCAGCCUGUCGUGGCUCGCUUCCUUCGCCUCAUUCCUCUGGACUGGAAUCCCAGCGGGCGGAUCGGACUGCGCCUUGAGACUUAUGGCUGUCCUUACACCUCUGAUGUGUUGAAUUUGGAUGGCAGCAGCAGUUUGGUGUACAGACUGAGCCCCGGAUCAAGGCCAACUCAGACGCAUGUCAUCACAUUGAAGUUUAAAACCCUCAGGAACUCCGGCACGCUGCUGCAGGUGGACGGAAGGGAAGGACUCACCCUGAGUCUGGAGAUAGAGAGAGGAAAGUUGCUGCUGCUUUUCAGACAAGGCAAAGCUUCAUCUGCAAAACUUCAACAACUUGCAUCUCUUGCGAGUCUUUUAGAUGAUCAGCAAUGGCACUAUGUGGCAGUGGAGCUUCGUGGCCAGAACCUCAACCUCACUGUGGACAAGCACACAUUGGGGGUCAAAAUCCCUCUAAAGUUCCACCACCUUGACAUAGAAGAGUUAAGUGUGGGUACGGUUGAGGUUAUGAGCUCUCAUAAACUAUUUCGCUCCAAGAAGAGUUUCCAUGGCUGCCUGGAGAACUUGCUGUUCAAUGGACUCAACUUGAUACAACUUGCUAAACUUCAGGAUCACAAAGUUUCUCUUGUGGGCAAUGUGACCUUUUCUUGUGCUGAGCCAGUUUCUGCUGCUGUGACGUUUCCCGGGCCCCAGAGCUUCCUCCAGUUGCCGUGGACAGCUUCAUCCUCCUCAGGGAGUGCGUCCAUUGGGUUUCAGUUUAGGACGUGGAAUAACGCUGGGCUUCUGCUCACUUUUGACCUUCCUGGGCAAGGAGGCGUGGUCUGGUUGUUUUUGAAUGAAGCGAGACUCUACAUGCAGAUCCAGAAAGAAGGGAGGGUGCUGCUGGAGCUCAGUGCAGGUUCUGCACUCAGUGACGGCCAAUGGCAUUCAGUGGAGCUGAACUCCAAACAAAGCCGUCUGACUGUCUCUGUGGAUAAAGAUGAAGGAGGCAGUGCUCAAGCUAGCCUUUCAUUUCCUCUCACAGUAGAAAGUCACCUCUUCUUUGGUGGAUGUCCUUCUGGAGACAUUCAUGGAUGCAGAAACCCCGUUACAGCAUUCCAGGGCUGCAUGCGUUUAUUCAGUCUGGACAACAGAAUUAUGGACCUGAUCGCAGUGCAACAGAAGCACCUGGGAAAUUACAGCAACCUGCAGAUUGACAUGUGUGGAAUCAUUGACAGGUGUUCUCCCAGUCGCUGUGAACAUGGCGGCCUCUGCAGUCAGACAUGGUCCGUCUUCCAUUGUAACUGCUCCAACAGCGGCUACGGCGGAGCCACCUGCCACAGCUCUGUGUAUCAGCAGUCCUGUGAAGCGUACAAACACAACGGAAACACAUCAGGAUAUUUUUACAUCGAUGUGGAUGGCAGUGGACCCAUCAAACCACAGCUAGUUUACUGCAACAUGACAGAUAGUGAGACAUGGAUGAUUAUCCAGCACAACAACACUGAGCUGACCACAGUCUCACCUGCAGCUGGCUUGGACCACCACUCGGUCCACUUCAGUUACUCUUCUGAAGAAGAGCAACUUUUAGGUUCAAUCAUCCAAUCAGAGCACUGUGAACAGGAGUUAUCCUACCAGUGCAGGAAAUCCCGACUUCUCAACACUCCAGAGGGGACUCCGUUCAGCUGGUGGCUUGGUGGCCGCGCUCCAGGCCGUGUGCAGACUUAUUGGGGUGGAGCUCAUCCAGGCAGCCAGCAGUGCGCCUGUGGCCUCCAUGGCGACUGUGUGGACCCACAGCACUACUGCAAUUGUGACGCAGACAUCAUGGAGUGGACUGAGGACUCAGGCCUCAUUACCCACAAGGAACACCUGCCCAUCAGAUCGCUGGUAGCUGGAGACAUUCAGAGGCCGGGUUCAGAGGCAGCAUAUAGAGUGGGACCACUCCGUUGCUUCGGAGACAAAAAUUUCUGGAAUACAGCAUUUUUUGAGAAGGAGACAUCAUACCUCCACUUCCCCACCUUUCACGGAGAGCUAAGUGCAGACAUCUCCUUCCUUUUCAAGACUACUGCGUCUUCUGGAGUUUUCCUGGAAAAUCUUGGCAUCAAAGACUUUAUUCGAAUUGAACUGAGCUCUUCUACCCGGGUGGUUUUCUCCUUCGACGUUGGUAAUGGCCCGCUGGAAGUUCAAGUAGAAUCGACAGUCCCAUUAAAUGACAACCGCUGGCAUCAAGUUCACGCUGAACGCAACAUAAAGGAGGCCUCCCUCCGACUGGACAGCCUGCCUGUGGCCACACAGGAAGCUCCUGCUGAAGGGCACGUCCACCUGCAGCUCAACAGCCAACUGUUCAUCGGAGGCACAGCGUCCAGACAGAGGGGUUUCCGAGGCUGUAUCCGCUCUCUGCAGCUGAACGGAGUCACUCUGGACCUGGAGGAAAGGGCAGAGAUCACGCCGGGGGUUCGACCCGGCUGCCCCGGUCACUGUAGCAGCUACGGAUCCCUGUGCCAGAAUCAGGGACGCUGUGUGGAGCGGGCCAAGGGCUUCAACUGUGACUGCAGCUUGUCUGCUUACACUGGAGUCUUCUGCCAUACAGAGUUAUCAGCCAGCUUCAAAUCUGGAACAUCGAUCAGAUACACCUUCAAGGAGCCGAACAAGAUGUCCAGAAACGGCAGCGCACUGCCGUCCUCCAUCCACUCCGACACGACGCUCAGAGGGGAGAACAUCUCUUUAAGUUUCAGGACGGCACAAAGUCCAGCUCUGCUACUUUACGUCAGCUCCUACUACAGCGAGUACAUGGCUGUGCUCAUCAACAAGCAUGAUAAGCUGGAGGUGAGAUACAAACUGGAAGGCAACCGAGACGCUGAAGUGCUGAGAAGCAGCAGCGGGAGGAAUCUGGCUGAUGGACAGCUGCACAGCAUCACUAUCAGCAGACGGACACACACGGUGUCUGUGCAGUCUGAUGCCUUGGAUCCCCACCUAUCUAGGCUGGCCUCUCUGGGUUUUACUGGCUGCCUGUCAGUAGUUCAGUUUAACUCGGUCAGUCCUCUGAAGGCUGCUCUCCUCCACCCGGACACCAGCCCUGUCCACAUCACUGGACCUUUGGUUCAGUCCAACUGCGGCUCUGCAGCUUCAGCCAAUCCCUACGCAGCUGAAAACAUUCACCAUAUAUUGGACCAGUCUGGUUCAGUGGGCUCAGGUCAACCUUUAGUCAAUGCCAUCAGGACUGACUCAGCUCUUAUCGGAGGUGUCAUAGCUGUCGUCAUUUUUGUUAUUCUUACCGGAUUGGCCAUCGCUGCCCGACACCUGUACCAGAGGAAGGACACGUAUCGAACCCAGGAGGAGAACAGGGUCAAACAGGAGGACUGUCCAGAUUUCCCACUGAACAACCCGAAUGACUCCCAGAACCUAUCCAUGGAAAAUCCAAAGGAAUACUUUAUUUAACAGGAGUUCUAAUGACGUGAUGAGCCGCUGGUGUUUUAUGAUGUUGGGAUGCCGAGAGGGAGCAUCUGAAAGCCCCUCAGGACUUGGUCCGCUGAAGACCCUCCAAGACACUUUGCUACCAAAAGUGGCUCCACAGCAGGGCAAAGUCAAAGCAAACAGUUUGGUGUUGUGUUUCUGUUGCUUUACUGUAAAAUUGUGGAUAUUCUGGUACAAACAGGCGACAGUGUUUGACUUCAAGGUGAUAAUAUGCACUCUAACUGAAUAUCUGAAAAUGAAAUGUUGGUUUUGUGUCUUGGCGGCAGCUUUUGACAACUGUCCAAGUGUUGCUUUUAAAUGUUGAAGAUGACAGUCUUCAUUUAAAAAGAGAGAAAAAUGUGAAACUGUGCCCUCUAGUGGCAUUAAGUGAAAUGAUUCCAAGAUCAAUGUAUGUGGCUUGUGGUGGAAAUAUCACAAAAUAUGUAUUAAUGUUUUUUUUUCCCCAUUUUUUGUUGUAUCUUAAUUUUCCUUCAUGUAAAUAUCUGAUAAAUACCAAUCUGCUUUUACAAUGUGACAAAUUUGUUCCACAAUUUAGGUACACAUUUUGUACAAUAUUAAUGAUUACCACUUAUAACCAUUGUAUCGAAGGAAAUUGUAGAACUGUUUCCAUGGACUGCUUAUUUUAGUUGCUUUAGUGACACCAUUUCUAUUUUUUGGACCAACAAAGACAAAAAGGCUUCUAUACUCUUAAGAUAUAGUUUCCUCAGGACACUGUGGAAACCAAAGCGACUCUAAACCCGACCGAAGGUAUUGGAAUCAAACCAAUCUGAGUAACAACAGUGGAGCAUCUAUUAUGUAAAUAAGGUUAGCACUUGUUAUCAUAGACCUGGUUCAGUUUGUAAAGCCUAUGGUUACAUAAACUGCUUAAACUGCUUGGUUAAAAAACAUGAAAAUUAUCAAUCAGGAGACUCAAUCCAAAGCCAUUUUGUAAUAUGCAUUUCUUUUUUUUUUAUCCAGUAUAGAAAAUCCAAAUUAAA
Cyprinodon variegatus (sheepshead minnow) is the source of this 4961-nucleotide messenger RNA. RefSeq names its product contactin-associated protein-like 4. Lineage: Eukaryota; Metazoa; Chordata; Actinopteri; Cyprinodontiformes; Cyprinodontidae. The record is from RefSeq and is a predicted model, not a curated record. The coding region runs from base 100 to 3948 and encodes 1282 amino acids. The transcript is spliced from 23 exons.